AUGUGGUACCUACCAAACUUCUUCAGAAACGUCACGGUCGAGCAGGUCCAUCUGCCCUAUGAGAUGCGCACCAACGCCGAAGUCCUCGCCUAUGCCAACGCGUACUUCCGUCCUCGUCCCAGCAGACCUGUCGAGAUUUACAUGAUGUGUGACAUUGCGCAGAGCAUCAUCACCUUCUGCUGCUGCACUUACGUCUUGCUCAAGAAGGGGCGCAUGAAAGAUGCGCGCAUCGUAACGUUGUGCCAAAGCCCCUCUGGCGUCUACAUUGUCCCCAACGUCAUCUUUACGCUGGUUGGUAUGUUUUCUGUCUAUCUGUGCACCUUUGCGAUCUUUUGUGCAUACAUCUUGUAUGUGCAGUUCAGCCAGCAUCCGCUGGGCGAUUGGCUUUUUUACAUCCCAUUACCGUGGCUUCCGCUCGCGCUGGCGGCCUUUUAUUCGACGUACGGAUUUGUCAUUACUUGUUCUCCUCGUUCGCCCAUCUCGAAUCUGAUCGGCAAGAGACGCAAAGGGCUCGUGUCGCCAAGAUUGAGCCUGAUGCACCUGCCGCUGCCGCAUUCGGCGUGGGUGAUGAAUGCUUUCAUGCUCAGUGUGGGCAUCCUGAUGGUGGUUUACAACAUAGUGAUCACCACGUUUAGCGGCAUCGCAAGAAACCGCACCCACGAGGCUCAAAACGACGUGUACGGUCGACUACUCACCAAAGUUCACUCGCAGGAUUGGCUCAAUGCUACACCAACGGAAGAAACACUCCUAUUGGUGCGCAGGGGAGCAUGUAGUCUGAUGAACGUUUAUCGGUGGUGUUGUGCUGCGCUUGCAUCGUACGUUGCCCUGAUUGUCAUCACCGCGGCCAUGCUGGUGCUCUACUCGAUUCCGAACCACAUUUUUCUUCUCGACCACCUUUGCCAUAUUUUCCCCGACAAGGAUAGGAAGCAACCAGCAAUAGGAACGCUGCUCGGCAACAUCAAGACACUCUGGAAGAUGGGUUCUCCACGCAAUCUGCAAGGACCGUCGUAUUCGGCCUUCAAAAAGACGUGGAUGAUAACCAUGGUCGGUCAUUCGUGCACGAUCGCCAUCCUUGCUGGGGUGCUGCUAUUCAGCGUAGCUCCGAUCUACCUCAUUUUUUCCAUCGCGACAACGCUGACGUUUGACGACAUUUUCAACAGCGUCUCUGGUCUGGGCAACCCGAAAGGUACCACGUCGUUCAACAGAAACCACCACAGUCUCAGCGUGUCUGCUGGGCCUUCGUCGACGAUGUCCACAGGCAUCCCUUCGCCACAAUCGCCUACGUUUGCCACCUCCUCGCAAAGCCCUGCGCUUCUCACUUCGCCAAGCCAGCUGCGACCCAUGCCGAGCUUCACGCCUUCGUCGAUCGGCUCGCAGGGGGAGAAGACGUUUGCCGACGAGAUGAGAGGCGACCCUCGCAUCAUUCGGGUACUCGUGGUGACAGAGACCACUGUGCACGUCGAUUAUGAGGACAUCGAAGCGGUUGCGGUUGAGGAUGGGAUCCACUCGAGUGCCGAUAUGUGUCCCGGUGCCUUGCCCGUAUGUCUUCUCGCUGCGAAACCUCGCAGCUUCCUGAGUCGCAACAAGUCUUGGCGUCUCUAG
Messenger RNA from Sporisorium graminicola, 1602 nucleotides. RefSeq lists its product as uncharacterized. The record is from RefSeq and is a predicted model, not a curated record. NCBI's taxonomy places the organism in Eukaryota, Fungi, Basidiomycota, Ustilaginomycetes, Ustilaginales, Ustilaginaceae. The transcript is spliced from 2 exons. Bases 1 to 1602 code for a protein of 533 amino acids.